Messenger RNA from Ceraceosorus bombacis, 3540 nucleotides. Lineage: Eukaryota; Fungi; Basidiomycota; Exobasidiomycetes; Ceraceosorales; Ceraceosoraceae. The record is from the annotation of a GenBank genome assembly.
AUGGCGGCGAGCGCUCCACCGUCUAGCGUUCCUCAUGCCGACUCAACCCUGCACCGGCCUCACCCUCCAAGCAGUCAGGAUCUCUCGCGCUGGUUAUCUCGUCAUCAUGCCCUGCUAUCGCUCGAAGCUUCUGCCUCGGCCACACCCUCAUCCAGCAACACUCGCACUGCAUCUGCCCAUCUGCACACACCCCACCACCUAGCCUCGACAGGUCAAGCCUUGCUAACUCUCACACCUCUUCAUCCCACCGUCGGUCCAGGCGGAAAGACGCUGUUCAGGUUCAUCAAGAGCAGUGCGUGGCACGUGCAUGCUGACUUGGGCACUGCGCAUGCAUUCAGAAAUGGGGAUGCUUGCUGCGUCAUGCCUACAUCGACUGGCUCGCAGGGCAAAGGAAAGAGGAGGGAAGAGCAGGCAAAGGUAGCAGUGGAUGCGGUCGUGUUUAGAGUGGAAAGGGAGAGCAUCACUUUGGCUAUUGGACGUGCAGCAGAGGGUAAAGCGGAUGAGAUCUUGCCUGGCAGCGCGACUUUUGACCUCUUCAAGGUACAAGAUGCCAGGGUUACAAAGAGGUGCGUCUCGUGUGGCUGUGGGGCCGAGUGUCUCGUCAAGCUUAACAGAACACAUGGGUCGCUCGGCUACAGGAUGCAACGAACGCUGGAAAGCCUUGCCGAUCAGCUGGGCGUACCUGUGCUCAGCUCAGCAAGCCAAACGGAUGCAGCAUCAGCUGGCCAGGGUGGUGCAAGUUUUACGCGCGCCAAAAGACGAGCGGAGCCUCGCGCUCCCUCUGAGCUAGACCCCACCACUGCAGAUCAGAGCGGCAAGCAGGCGGACUCAUCUGACGACUCGGACGAGGAAGCUGAGAGUCCUCCCACGCAAAGUAAUGGUAGCAACGAGAAGCAGGGGCAGGACAACGUUAGUGCCGAGAUAGGUGCGGCAAAAGGGACAACUACGGAAAGUUCAGCGUCUACAUCACAGCACCUAUCGAGAAGCGCGACGGACGCUGCAAGCAAUCGCACGGCGCCAGACAAAUGGCCUGUGCGCGAAGUCCGCUCAACAGCAUCGCCUCUCAUCAACGUCUUGCUCGGUCUGGAACAGCCAAGUUUCAUGCCUGUGGAGCAAUACGAGAAGGAAAGACUGCUCGGGAAACACUUGUACGAUCAGGGCCUGAACGAGUCUCAAAGGGCUGCUUUGGACUUUUGUCUGAGGGCAAAAGAGGUGGCAUUGGUGCACGGUCCUCCUGGCGAGUAAGAAAUGAUUCAGCUUCUAGACGAUGUUGCGCGGAGCCAUGUUUAGGAUUCGCCCCCAACGAUGCGCCUGCCAUACCAAGCUGACGUGUCAUGCGGCUCUCCACAGGCACUGGCAAGACACGGAUGCUCACUGAGCUGAUUCUUCAGUUGGCGCUAGCACCCACUGCUCCUCGCGCAGAGGCUGGGUCUGGCGCCAGGAACAAGAAGAGGGUUCUCGUGUGUGCGGCUUCCAAUUUGGCCACUGACAAUGUACUUUCAAGAGUCGUUCAACUAGGCCACAAGGAGCUGAAAGCGCAAGGACUCGGAGUGACUAGAGUCGGGCGUGAGUGUGGAGCCGCGGUGUUUCAGCUGAUAAAGUUGUGUGCAGGUUCUCUGCUCAUGCAUCAACCUUCUCACUCAGAUCCUGCUCGAUUACUGCCUCACCUCGAGGCAUUUUCUCUGGACGAUCAAGCAGAAUCUUCGGAUGCAGGUCAAUUGCUACGAGAUGUAAAAGCGGAGCUGUCCAGUACGCUUUCUGCACUGCAUCCAUCCACGGAUACAUCGACUUCUGCAGCGGGAAACAAGUCCACCUCUCGCAAGGGCCAAGCAUCGAGCAAGUCCAAAGGUCUUAAAGGCUCGGCGAGAAAAGAAGCUUAUGAAGUUAUGAAGGAGUUGAGGAGGGAGCAGAAAAAGAGGGAAAGAGGAUUGUACGAAAAUGUGCUGCGGGAGGCGGCAGUCGUGUUCGCUACUUGUCACACCGCCGGAGCUGCUUCGUUGAAGGAACAAGCCUUCGACGUGCUCGUGGUCGACGAAGCUUGCCAAGCGUGAGUGAGGUGAUGACCUUGCAGGCAAUCGUAGGCUUGUCAAAGUGGACGUAAGAUUCACCUCGAUGCGUCUCAGUCUGGAAGCUCAGAUAUGGAUCCCCAUACUGUCUCGUCUAAAGCCAAGUGGUAAACUCAUACUCGCGGGCGACCACUUACAAUUGCCACCCACUGUGCUCGGAUACAAGCCACGGCCACGCGCUGAGAAGAGAAAAGGCAAGCGGACAAAGGACGUCAAGGCUUUCGAGAAGCAGAGCGAAGCUGAUGAAGCUCCGCUGCUGAGGCAAGACGAUGUCGGUCAAGCGCGGCCCGACACCAGCUUGCAGCUCGCUAACGAUCCUGACUCCGAUGAGGAAUCGGACACCCAGCUCGCUUUCCAGACCUCCUGCCUGAGCCCGGAGGCGCACACGGCAGCGAGCGAGGAGCGCAGUGGGGAAGCGACCAAGUCCGAGCCGAAGAGGACACGUCUAAGAGUGCCGCGCAGCCUCGAGACGACCAUGUUUUCUCGCUUGCUCGGCAUGUAUGGUAGCGGUAUGCGCGCGCUACUUGAUGAGCAGGUGAGAAUCCGACAACGUCUUGAACUGCUCUGCGGCGGGUUGGAAAGUAUGCAAUGCGCAGGCUCAUCAAACCUUUCUACCAUCUGCACAGUAUCGCUUCUCCAAGACUUUGCAGAGUUUCCCAAACAGCGCCUUGUACGAAGACGCACUGCGCGCCGCACCUGCCAAUGCGCAAAUUACCCUGCUCGACCUGGAUGGCUACGGACAUGUAGAAGGCGAAGAGGAGCUCUUGGAAGAAGAUGUCAAGGAGGAGCUGUGGGCUGCUAGCGUCGUAUUCUACGACACCGCAGGAGGUGAGGCUCUUUCCAUGGCUUGAAGAGCGCCGGAUGACUGACGCUGAACGCUGCUUGUGCUUUUGUCUGACUCGUAGCUGAGAUGUACGAGACAUCUGGCUCGUCAGAGGAGAGCAAAGACGACUCGAGCUCGACGAGCGAAUCGAAAUCCAAUGCAAACGAAAUCGGACCCGUCUUGAAUCACAUCAAGCUGCUUUUGAAGCACGGCUUGGCAGCGGAGCAGAUCACCGUCUUGUCGCCUUAUUCUGCUCAAGUGGCAUUGAUCGGCGAAGCGAUUCGUCAAGAAGCUGCCAAUGCCAGCACCAUCUCCACUUCCAGCAGGAGCAAAUCAACGGCGGGGGUGGGCGAAAAAUUGAACGUGGCGUGCACGCGCACAGACCUGAAGAGAGUGGAUGUGGGAACGAUCGAUUCGCAACAAGGAAGAGAAAAUGAAGUGGUGAUCAUGUCGUUGGUGAGGAGCAAUGCAAAGAGAGAGGUUGGGUUUUUAAAGGAAAAGAGGAGGUUGAAUGUGGCCAUGACUAGAGCUAAACGACAGUUGGUAGUGGUGGCGGACUCGGAUACUGUGGCUAAAGCGGGCGAUGCGUACCUUGCUAGAUGGAUGCAGUGGCUAGAAGAGAAUGCUAGAGUCGAAGUGGUCGGUUCGUAA